AUGCAAGCUGUGGCAGACCCCCUGGCACGUCUUCCUCCCGAACUCGUCCUCCGCGUCGUCGAAUUCGCCUCGCUCUCGACGUUGGCCUCGCUCACUGCGGUUUCCAAGGCUUGGCACCAGUUCAUCGACGUCACCCAUCAAGAGACCAUCUACUCCUCCAAAGUCGGAGAAUGCAGCCGUGAUCUGGUCCUGCAAAUCAGCGAUGACCCCGUCUGGCGCUUUCGCGCUGAUUUGAAGCGUCGCUUCAUAGUCUCGACCUCUCAUGCCGGUGGGCUGAACGUCACGGAUCUCGAUACCGGUGAGAUCUUGUGGCGCCUCCCCUCAACGCUGGACAGUGACGCGGAGGAGGCGGUUCGUCCGUACGCUCACCUGGAGUACCAAGAUGGCAUGGCUGUCUUUGAUCGUGAGGGGGACGCCGUCGAGGUCUGGCAAGCCGAUCUGGACGACGCCCCUCGCGGCGAAUUUCGGCGCAUUGCAGUCUUGGACCACGACUGCCAAACCAGAGGCUUCCAGCUGUCAUACUCGACCCUUUGCGUGGUCUCUACACAAGGCCAGGGCUUCGUUUAUGACAUGACACAGCGGCCUCCCAGGAGGACCACUCACCUCACGAUCGAAAACGACGCUGUCGGUCACCUCGAUCAGAGCCAUGAUGCUGUCAUGUACUCGAUGGGUCCGCGAGGUUAUCAUGUCUAUAGCAAGUCCACUGGAGAGCUCAUGGGCGUUCUGAAGCCAUCAGAAUGUGCGGAAAGGUAUCACAUAUCCCCGUCGCCUGGGACCUUCUCCGGGGAAACACGGCCUAUGACAGCUUCACGACACGGCUCAACGGCGCCCGUCAGCCUAGGACCAGCUGGCUCGGAUCGCCUAAUGCCAAUACAGAUUGCAAAGGGCCGACUUCCACUGCCAAGUGAUCCUGACCAUAUCCGGAACGGCGAGGAUGAAUGGGGAGCUGGGAUGGAGGACAAUGGCUUGUUCGUGGGUGUUUCACGUGCUGGUCGCGUAUUCGUCUGCUCGAACUGGCGCAAAGCCCUUCGGGACUCCAACAGUUUCCAAGCACAAAGUGCCAUCAUUGAGUGCGAGUCGGAUGGGUCGACUUUUGACCUGGGCGGAUGGCUGUCAGUGCGUAACAACCGCUUAAUGUUUGAGGUUGAAGACCGGGCCUAUAUCGUUGCACUCGAUGAAAACGGCCGCAUUCAAGAUCCUAAUCGGCCGUUGCGCCCUUCGUACUCGCUCUACACCUCUUCAACGCCACAGCUGGCCGUCCCAGUUAGCUUCAUGGCUCUGUUUGAAGAUUCAAUCAUGACUACAUAUACCACACUAGGCCGGCGCCUCCACAAUCGUGACCCCGCCGCUCGUGCCCUUCAAGACGGGCUGAACCGUAUUUUCCCGACAAAGACAAUUCGGUUAAUCAGUCUCGCGCCAGAUCCCCCUCCCGGCGCCGGUACGAAUCCGGAAGACUCGCGGAAUACGGGUCUCUGGAAUUUUGAUCAGCACCCGCUAACUGCUGAUGCGGCGCUACGCUCCCAGGCACUCUUGCAGUUGCUAGAUAUAUUCCAAGGGGACUUCGCCGAAGGGGGCGAUGAUGAGACUGAUCAUGAGGUUGACGAUGAGUGGGAGGAUCUUGAUGAUCCUGAGGGCGUGGAAUAG
Molecule: messenger RNA, 1644 nt
Organism: Aspergillus calidoustus
Lineage: Eukaryota; Fungi; Ascomycota; Eurotiomycetes; Eurotiales; Aspergillaceae
Source: the annotation of a GenBank genome assembly